AUGGGCAGCAUAGAGCCUCAAUUGUUCGAACAACUGAACAAAGACCUUGACUACGAUGUCCUCAUCAUCGGGGCAGGCCUUUCCGGAAUUUACUCUAUCUACCAGAUGCGCCAGCUAGGUUUGCGAGCUAGGGUGCUCGAAGCUGGCGGAGGGGUCGGAGGGACCUGGUACUGGAAUCGAUAUCCUGGGGCUCGAUUCGACUCCGAGAGCUAUUCUUACGGCUUCUCGUUUUCCCAGGAGAUUCUUGAUGAAUGGAACUGGUCCGAGCAUUUUGCUGCCCAGCCAGAGACCCUGCGAUACUGCGAGUUUAUUUGCGAUAGGUUCGAUCUUCGCAGAGACAUGCAAUUCAAUACGCGAGUUAAGGCAGCACAUUUUCAAGAAGACAACCGGUCAUGGCUACUCACCGACGAGGAGGGCAGACAAUACACCAGCCGAUUCUUGGUGACAGCCAUGGGCAUUCUCAACAACUAUACCUGGCCGAAUAUUCCCGGCGUGCACGAUUUCAGGGGUCCUGCUUAUCACACAGCCCGAUGGCCUCAUCAACCGGUCGACUUCCGGGAUAAACGCGUUGCUGUGAUCGGAACAGGCGCGACCGGAAUCCAAACAAUUCAAGAGAUAGCCAAAACGGCCGGCCAUCUCACCGUGUUCCAGCGGACGCCGAACUGGAGUGUACCGUUGAAUAAUGGGGAAAUUUCCCUCGAGGAAAUGACAAAAAUUCGUACGAGAUAUCCGGAGAUUUUCCAACGAUGUCGGGAAUCCUAUUCUGGAUUCAUACAUAUCAGCGAUAAACGACGCACCUUUGAUGUUGACCCCGAAGCACGAGAGGCACUGUGGAAUGCACUUUACGAGACUCGAGGCUUCGAAAAAUGGCUGGGCAAUUUUCAUGAUAUCCCCACUGAUCGCCGGGCUAAUGCUCUUUUCAGCGAGUUCAUCGCUAACAAGAUUCGCCAACGGGUCCAUGACCCUAAGACCGCCGAAAUGUUGAUUCCCAAGUGCCACGGCUUCGGUACAAAGCGACUGCCUCUUGAAAGUGGCUAUUUUGAAGUCUACAACCAGUCGAAUGUCCGGCUUGUUGACUCGAAAGCCAAUCCUAUCCAACGGAUCACACCUGAGGGUAUCGAAACUCGGGAUGAAAACUUCACAUUCGACAUGAUCAUCUACGCGACCGGCUUUGACGCCGUCACUGGGUCAUUCACAGCCAUGGAUAUCCAAGGGCGCAACAAAAUCCAACUGGCAGAUCAAUGGCGCGACGGACCCCGAACGUUCUUGGGCAUGUUCGCUGAACACUUCCCCAACAUGAUGACAGUGAUGGGUCCACAUCAAAUGUUUGGGAACUUCCCGCGCAGCAUUGAGUAUUCUUCCAACUGGGUGGCAAACUUCAUUCGCUAUGCGCGGGAUCGUGGGAUUACAUGUGCCGAAUGUACGCAUGAAGACGUCGUCGCGUGGACAGAGCAUGUUCAUGAUUGUGCCGAGGGGCUAUUGGCAAAUGAAGUGGACUCUUGGAUGAGUGGUGUUAAUAAGAAUCUGGCGCAUAAGCAGAAGCGAAUCGUCGCUCGGUACAAUGGACCUGCACCCGGUUAUAGGAAGAGAGCCGAUGCUGUCGCUGCGAGGGAAUAUCGAGACCUGGUUUUGUCAUAG
This is a messenger RNA of Aspergillus affinis, 1638 nucleotides long. RefSeq names its product flavin-containing monooxygenase. The transcript has a single exon. Bases 1 to 1638 code for a protein of 545 amino acids. Lineage: Eukaryota; Fungi; Ascomycota; Eurotiomycetes; Eurotiales; Aspergillaceae. The record is from RefSeq and is a predicted model, not a curated record.